GAGAGAGAGAGAGAGAGAGAGAGAGAGAGAGAGAGAGAGAGAGAGAGAGAGAGAGAGAGAGAGAGAGAGAGAGAGAGAGGAGGAGGAGCAGCAGUGUGUGUGGGUAAGCCUUGCCUCUGUGUGAAGAGGAGAGGAUAUGGAGGGGAGGGGGAGCAGGUUCGUGUUCAAGGAGAGUUGGACAUCACAGUCCGCUGUGUACCAGACGGAUUGGGCCCAUCAUGGCAGCCGGAGGAGGGAGAACCCAAUUCAAAUCCAAUCAGGAGGCGAACAGAGCUCCAUCAUACACUCUCUGAGCCACAGGGCAAUGCCACUAAGAGAGCAGCAGCUGGUGGUGUUGACUAUGAUGCUGUUAGUGAUGUGCUUCUCGUUCAUAUGGCCAUGGUUCCUCCAACCUUUUAGAGGGGAGGAUUCUACUGAUUUUCCCAAUACGGACUCUCUGCGGGGACCUUCUGGCGGAACGUUGUGGACUGACGACGAUGACGAGCCAACAGCAGUAGCAGCAGCAGUGACGUCUGUAGCAGCAGCAAGAGGAGGAGGAGGAGGAGGAGGAGGAGUUGGGGGAGGAGGAGGAUGGAAUGACACGAAGGGCCUGCAGGACACAGUUUCGAAAAGGAGGCUGCUUGAGAAUCUCGUGGGUUACGGCCAGGUGGCGAACUAUGUGAGCAGGAAGGAAGACAGAUGGGGAAAGCAGUAUGACUUGAAAGGUGGAGAAGGUGGUGGAGGAGGAGUUGGCUCCAGUGGCCCUUCCAUCGCUAUCCGGUACCUGGACCUCUCUAGGGAGGAAGAGGCCCUUGCUGAGGACGGCAAUCGAGUCAAACACUGGUGGGACGUAUCUGGUCAGUAUGCUACCUUGAGGUAUGCCAAGUGUCUGGCCUGCAGCGACGCAAAGCUCUUCUUUGACUCCAUGAUGGUGUGGCAUAUAUGCGGCAGGUGGGGUUGGAGCGACAACGACCCAAGCUUUGGAUUUUGCAACGGCUGGAGGCCAAGGAGAGAGGACUGCGACAAGAAGCGGAAGAGAUGGAUGUUGCAGGAGAAGCAAAGGAGGCGCCAGCUGCAGCAGGAGGAGCAGAGGAGGGAGAGGAGGGAGGAUCACCCUCUCUCCUCCCUUCAUCAGGAAAGAAAUCGCUCCAACCUGCCGGCCAACGACAAGAACAAGGACAGCAGUGCUGGGGUGGAGCAAUUGAACGACCUGAGGGCUACGAUGAACCUUCACUCGCUCAUCUUGAGAGGGAAAGGACCGCAUGAUCCGUACCUGGUCACCUUCUCGGGUGGGGCUGAAAUCACAGAGGCAGGACAGAUUUACAACGACGAAGUUAUGUACGAUUUCCGGGGCCACUGUGGCCUUCCGCUCGAUUCCUUGCGACCAGCCAACAGCAACGUAACUUCCGUCGGACUGGAACUGACGACCGAGCCCGAAGGCCCACGUCACAAGAAGGUCUUCGUCAUCGACUGCAUGCUGACGGGUAAUGUCGAUCGCGACGUGGUUGAGGCCGGGAUCGCGUUGAUGCCAUACUACGAGGAGCUUUCGAUGGACUCAAGCAGCGUGGUCCACGUGUCGUCGUUCGGACGCAACGGCGGAGAGCUCGGCUCCCGCGGGGGAAAUGGUUCAUCAUGGGCGGAAGAGGCGGACAAAGGCGGGCGAGGGGGAGGGGGAGGGGGAGGGGGAGGGGGAGGGGGAGAGAGCCUGCGAGAGCUGUCGCGACUGCUGGGAAUCGAGCCCGCGCGCUUCGUCGCAGGACAUAUUCGAGCGGAGAAGGUGGUGGCUGCGGAGGCCGUGUGCUGGUACAAUCACUGGCUAUACGCCGUCUAUGGCCGGCGACUUGCGGACGUGCUGCGCAAGCGCGCACGGCACCUGCUUACACCGAUAGACAACGACAGGAGCAGCCACGCAGUGGAGGACAUGCUCGUCACAGUCCAGAGGAGGAGGAGGAGAAGGAGGGAUGGGAGGAGGCAGAGUGGGGAGCCGACCUCGGCAGCCAUAGCGACAGGCGGUCGAAGGACACUGCUCAGAACUAUGGGGGAGGAGGGGGAGGAGGGGGAGGAGGAGGAGGAGGAGGAGGAGGGGGUCGGGAAGCAAUUAGGCGAAGCGCGAAGCGUCCAUCGUCGACUGCAAGGGGUACAUGACGAACCCGAAGGUGCAACAACAACGAAGUUCAAUGUCAGUUCGACACGUGGCCGGGCUGGUAGUAGACAGCUCGCUCAAGAGGGCUUGACGGCGAGGGUCGCCGCCGCAGCGGCAGCAACUGCAGCAGCAGAGGCGGAGCAGCGGCGACACAAGAGGUCUCUUGCAGCAGGGGGAAAAGGCCAUAGCUUGGCGGCUAUGGAAGCUGGAAAAGAGGACGGCACAGAAGAAGAAGAAGCCGAAGAGGAGGAGGAGGAAGAAGAAGAAGAAGAAGAAGAAGAAGAAGAAGCCUCUUCCCUCCCUCCUGUUCCUCUUGGGAAAGGGGUGAUUCUCGUAGUCCAGCGCGUUGGAGAUCGCAGGAUCGAGAACUACCAAGAACUUGUCGAGGGCUUACGGCAGGCAGUCGCCCAGGAAACACCCUGUUCCUCCUCCUCCUCCUCCUUCUCCUCCUCCUACUCAUCCUCUUCCUCUUUCUCUUCUUCGAGGACACAGAGCAGAGGUACUAGUUCUAGUACCUCCAGAAGUCUCAGCAGCAGGAGGCGAAGGAUCGUUGAAGUUCAGUCGGACACCACACGGGGUGGUGGUCCCCUCGAGCUGACGUGGCCGUUUAGCAGCGCUGACAUAGUUAUUGCACCGCAUGGCGCUGAGCUCACGAACAUGUUGAUGGCCAGAAGAGGAACAGUUGUGUACGAGAUCGCGACCCCGCCGGCGCUAAAUUGGGAUCCCUCUGUGUUCAACAUAUACUAUAAGAGGAUGGCUAUCUGGUUGGGGAUGGACUACUACUUCGAUCUGCCUUUGCGAAUGGAGGAGGGCGGACCUGAGUACCGCGCCCAGACAACCAGCUGGCAUUUCACUAGCUCGUAUAUGGUUGUAGACGUCCGCCGGGUGGUAGAUAAUGUCCGGCGGAUCCUGUGUCACAAAGGGUGGUGGUGAUUAGAACUUCCAUUUGAAAUUAGACCAGGCAGCCACGACAAAAGGGGCUUGCUGAAGGCCCCAGAAAUC
This is a messenger RNA of Chara braunii, 3124 nucleotides long. The record is from the annotation of a GenBank genome assembly. Lineage: Eukaryota; Viridiplantae; Streptophyta; Charophyceae; Charales; Characeae.